Messenger RNA from Drosophila willistoni, 4578 nucleotides. It is a transcript of the gene Socs16D, whose product is annotated as serine-rich adhesin for platelets. Gene Ontology annotation, cellular component: phosphatidylinositol 3-kinase complex. The record is from RefSeq and is a predicted model, not a curated record. The transcript has 9 exons. Gene Ontology annotation, molecular function: 1-phosphatidylinositol-3-kinase regulator activity. Gene Ontology annotation, biological process: phosphatidylinositol phosphate biosynthetic process; intracellular signal transduction. The coding region runs from base 216 to 3776 and encodes 1186 amino acids. Lineage: Eukaryota; Metazoa; Arthropoda; Insecta; Diptera; Drosophilidae.
AAAAUGUUAAGUAAAUGUUGAUUUCGCCGUUUGUAAAUGGGAAAAAAACUGAAAUCAUUUUAAAAAAUUGUUAAAAUAAAUCAAGCCGCCGCAAUGUGCAGAAAUUAAAAAGCUUUUUUUUGGUGCAUUGCCGCCGCCAAUUGCUACUCUUAAUCUUCCUGCAUCGGCGCCGGCAACGGCAACCGGGCACCUACUAAUCCUUUCUGGCACGCAACAUGGACUCAUCCUCUGGUGGCAUUAAGCUAAAGGAUACCACCAUCAUCAUACCCAAUAACAAUACAAAUUCCAACAAUAAUAAUGCUGCAUCUGUUGGUGUUGUAGGAGGAGGAGUGGGAGGAAUUGGAGUUGGCAUUGGAGGAGGAGGAGGUGGUGGUGGUGGCAUAUCGAGUAGCAUCUGUAGCAGCGAUAGUUUCAGUAUUAUGCCACCUCCACAUGGUGGUCACGAAUUGGUCAGUGCGAAUAGCAUUGAACUAAAUGCGGCUGCAUCCCUUAGCGAUGACAGUGGAGUGCCAUUGACCACGAAUAGCUCCAUAUCUAGCGGAGAUUCCUAUCGCAUUGGCAUGUGUAAAUUCGAAAUUGAGAUGGUUGAAAGCGAUGGCGAGGUAUCACAAUUCGAUUCACUUGACAACUGCUCGGAGGGUGGGAUGAGUGCCGAGAAUUUCAAUACAUUGAAAAAGGGUCCAUUGGCUCCGAUAGAUCCGCCACCGGAAUUUCAAGAUUCCCCUCAGACAACUUUAGUGCGUUCCAUAUCGAAGAAUAUUGUCAAUAGUCUGCGACGUUGGACCUCAUCGCAGUCAUCGUUUGAGCAUCUUAAAGAUGAUAACACCAUCACACUUACAACAACGACGGCAUUGCCAGCGACAACGACAACAACAACAGCAACGGGAGCUCCUGUGGGCGUGGGCAUGGGCAUGGGCGUGGCAGCUGCUGUAUCAAUUGAUUCGAAUGCAUUGGACAUGCAAACACUGUCCGGUCUGACGGGAUUGGGUGGAUUAACCCUCAAGGAGUCAUAUGCCACCAAUAAGCAUCUAUAUUCAAGUGAUUCCAUAUUGAAUAGCCAUACGGAUAAUAUCUAUGAUGAGCCAAAUAAUAUAAUAAGCAGCUCCCUGGGCAAUAGCGUUGACCUAAUGGAUGAGCUGGAUGAAGAUGAUGAGGAACAGUGCCGGGCAGCCUCCUCCGAUCAGAGUCAAAGCAGUUGCUCACCCUUGCCGUCACCGCCGCCGCCAGUUUCGCUAAUUAAGAUAAAACAAACCCUAUGCCCCUAUUAUCAGGAUCAUACGCGUUAUUUUAAGGCCAUACCCACAGAGCAGGAUACCAUAGCCAGUGCUAAGGCAGCAGCAGCUGUGGCUCAACAACGUUUCAAUGUGGCCGGCCUCUCGGAGAUUCAUGACUAUGAUCUAUAUUAUGGAGCCAGAAGACAAAUGACGACCACGACCACCACCACAACGGAUAAUAACAGCAGCAGCCUUCAGCGUAGACAGAUGUUGUACAGUCCAUUGGGUCAUACCAGUCAUUGUCAUUAUCAUCAUCCUCCUCCACCCCACCACAAUCAUCACCAUCAUCCGCAUCAUCAUUAUCAUCAUCCUCAUCAUCAUCACCAUCAUCAUCAUGGCAAUCAUCAUGCGUAUCAGCGACCCAAUUCCAGAAAUUCGCUAAAUAGCCGUCUAAGCAGCUCACACAAUUCCCUCAAUGUAUCAUCGUCGAAUAAGCCAGAUGAUUCCAUAUUCAUAACGCAGGCCAUGUCCCAUGAUGCACUAUUCACACGUGAAAUUUCGGAUUUCUAUAAUGUGCCAAUCGAUUCGGAUAUAUAUGCAUUUCCGGUUGAUAUGAUUGAGCAGCCGGUGGCCACCGCCACCAGCACCGCAAGCACAACCACAAACACAACCGCCAACAACACAACCACCAACACCACCACAAGCAGCAGCAAUCCCACAUAUCAUAAAAGUGGGCGUAGAAAUAAACGAAAUAAACGCAAACAGCAACGAUAUAAUGCCACAGAUACGACAACCACCAACACCACAACGAUGACAAGUACCAGCGAUGAGGGGAAGCAUGGUAAAUAUCGUUUGCCCAUUGUCGAAACAGAACCUCUUCACAUGACCCUGGAUGAGGUGAAACAAUUAUAUCAUACACUCUAUUCGGAUGCGGGUCAUAAGUCUGGCUCAUCCUCGGCACCCUCAAUGCAUGGCGGUGGUGGAGGUGGGGGAGCUGGAGCUGCAUCUGGAAAGGUAACCAAAUCGAGUAAUGAGACCAUUUGGAGUGUAUCCACCAAUGCUACCAGUGUGACAACAACUCGUAUGCGUAAUAGCAAUAAUCGGCUAGCUGGUACUCCAGGAUCUGGAUCUGGUUCUGCUGGUGGGUCAGAGGGCAAAUAUUUAAGCAAACAGAGCAAACAUAAUUUGGAUAAUGAUAAGCUCAAUAAUAACAAUAAUAGCAUUAAUAAUGCAACACCCCAGCAGCAGCAGCAGCAACAAAUGACAACAACAACAGCAACAAGCUUAACGCCGCAGCAGCAGCAACAACAACAGCAACAACAAGAGCAUCACUUACAGCAUCUGCCAAAUAAUAAACAUGUCCUGCAUACGGAAAAGAAAUCACAAUUUACUUUAAAUUUAAAACAGAAAUUUUGUAGCAUUUUUCGUUUUCGUCGCAACAAUCAUCGUUAUCGUGCCGCAGCAGCUGCAGCGGCAGCAACAGCGGCAGCAGCAGCAGCAACAACAGCAGCAGCAUCGGCGGCAGCAGCAGCAGCAGCUUCAGCCGGAUCAACAACAACAACAACAUCAUCAUCUGCAGCCACCACAGGCACAAUUCUCCAGGCUUCUUCUACUGCCAGUAAUAAUGGCGGCAAUGUUGGAGUCGCCGGACAAUUGCAGCAAACAUCAUCAUCAUCAUCAGCAGCAGCAGCAGCAACAAAUAUAGCCAUCAAUGGCGGCAACGGCGGCGGCAUAAACUCCUCCAAUAGCAUCUUGGACGCCACAGAGGAGGCCACCCACAAUUGCCUAAAUCGCGGCGUCAACGGCGGAGAACUGAAUGCAGAUUUGCGUAAAAAGUUUCAGUCGCGUGCCUUGCCGCCCCUACCAAAGAAAGCAGCAGCCUAUGCUAUAGAUGCUAUCUCAACCGAGUCAGAGCAGGAUCAGCUAAAGAAAAACACAAAUUCCAGUGCUAAUACCAGUGGGAAUAUGCCUGCUAGUAGUAGUCUACAAGAGCCAAGGGCAUUGCAAUUUACCUCAAGCAUUGAGAAGGUCAAAGACUAUGGCUGGUACUGGGGACCCUUGUCCAGUGAGGCAGCCGAGAAAGUGCUCUCGAAUGAACCAGAUGGCUCAUUUAUAGUACGCGAUAGCUCCGAUGAUCAUUAUAUAUUCUCGUUGAGCUUCAAGCUAAACAAUUGUGUGCGUCAUGUGCGCAUUGAACAAGAUCAGGGCACAUUCUCGUUUGGUUCAUAUGCCAAAUUCAAAUCCCAAACUAUAACCGAGUUCAUUGAGAAGGCUGUUGAACAUUCACGUAGCGGCAGAUAUUUAUUCUUUCUGCAUCGUCGGCCGGAACAUGGACCAAUGCGUGUGCAAUUAACCAAUCCAGUAUCUAGAUUUAAGCAUGUACAAAGUCUGCAGCAUAUGUGCAGAUUUGUUAUACUAAAGGCGGUUAUACGAAAGGAUCUAAUACAGACAUUGCCAUUACCAAGAAGACUUUUAGACUAUCUUAACUAUAAGCAUUGCUAUUCCGAGCAGGUUGAGAGCGAUAGUUCCCACUCGCAGAUUUCGGGCGAUGGCUCGAUGUAAAAAACAUGCAGCAACGGAAAACGAAAGCAACAGAAAUUAUUACCUUAAAUAAGUAGUAGAAUUUAACGAAAAAAAAAACAAAAAACAAAACGAUAAGAAAAUAAGCAAAACGUAAACGCGUAAACGCCUAAACGAAAAACAAAAAGCGAAAAUUCGAAAAAAAACUCUGUUUAUUGAUUGAUUUUUGUACUCGGUGCUAUACUAUAAAUAUUGACUACUUAAUGAAAAAGAAGAUAGAAAAUAAGAGGAGAACGAGGUGGACGAGAAGAAGCUAGCAGUGGAGUGGCAAGGCAGGGAAAGGAGAGAGCAAAGCAAAGCAAAGCAAACAAAUAAAUAUUAUUAUGAUUAUUAUUAUAUAAACCGUAAAUUAAUUAUGCGUAGUCAAGUAAAUAACAAACAUAACAUUGUACAUAACGCAUGCCGCAUGCCGCCUGUUUGAGCCAGUUCCACGAGAAAAGAGAGUAAAACCAAAACCACAAUUCCGAACACAUGAUCAAACAUAUUUUGGGCACGAAGUUCUGUAAGACAUUUUUCAUGCUUGCCUUUUUAACUGUGAUUGAUAUUGUGAAAGCCAAGGGAAGAGAGAGAGAGUGGAAGAAAGAAAAGAAACGAACAUCAAUUUAGAGAUCCCGACAUUUCCCGAUGUUUCAACGACGUGCCCAAAAGGACUCCCGGAGGAUAUUUAAACAAACGAUGACAAUUACCCAUCCAGCAACCCAAUUUUUUUGGCAGCAAUUAUAAAUGAUGAAAAAAAUGUGUAAUUUAUUAUAUAAUUAGAGAUUAGAGUAUUAUGAUUAAUGUA